Messenger RNA from Salvia splendens (bonfire salvia), 417 nucleotides. RefSeq lists its product as uncharacterized. Lineage: Eukaryota; Viridiplantae; Streptophyta; Magnoliopsida; Lamiales; Lamiaceae. Bases 1 to 417 code for a protein of 138 amino acids. The record is from RefSeq and is a predicted model, not a curated record. The transcript has a single exon.
AUGGUGACCAGGAAGAGAGAUGCCACAAUCAGCGUGGCCAGUAUGUUCAAAGAUGUGGAAGUCAAGGUGACACUCUUGACGGCACUGAAGAUUCCCCCAAUCAGCAAGUUUAUAAAGGACUACCUGGCGGAGAAGGUCAAUGAGGACGGGAGAAUGAUUACAGAGGAGAACGUCUCUGCCGUGAUCCAGAGGAGCGACCUCCCAUCGAAAAAGACCGACCCAGGAAUGUUCACGCUCCCGAUUUCAAUUGGGGAUAUUCAAGUGGAGCAGGCCAUGAGUGAUUUAGGGGCGUCUAUCAAUGUUCUGCCAUACUCCAUUUAUAAGAAGCUGGGAGAGGCCAAGCUCAUCGAUACUGAUAUAAUGAUACAGUUGGUCGAUAGAUCUUGUAUUCACCAGAGGAAAUUCUGGAAGACGUAA